ACUCCUGGGUUCUACCCCUGGCUCUGGGAGUGAGGGCUGGUAAUUGGCACAUGCAGUUGUGUUUUACCGUGUAUUUUCCUCUCCCAAAGCUGCACUUGGCCCCCUUUCCAGAUCCGAUGGAGGAGGAGGAAGACGAGAUGGAGGAGCAGUCGGGGAGCUCUCAGUCUGAGGGACCCAGACUGGUGAUCUCCAUGGAUGGGGAUUCAUCACAGUCCCCUUCUCCGCCAAAGUGGAACUCUCCCGUUCCUCUGGAUGGGCAGCCCGAGCUGCAGCAGGAGGAAGAGGAACCAGAGGAGGAGGAGGAAGACCAGGAGUUCCAGGUGCAGACGUUGAGGAUCCCAGCAGAUGGGGACUCACUGGACUCUGCCGCUUUUCCAGAGGAUCUGUCGGAGGAGGAGGAGGGAGAUGAGGAGGAAGAGGAGCUGGUAAUCAGAAGGGUGAAGGCAGAGGAGGAAGAGGACCAAGAGUUUGAGCUGGAAUCAGUGGCGCACCGAGGCUCGCUGCCUGCGGAGGAGCCAGUGGUGGAUUCGGAAGUGCGGGUGGAGCCCAAACUCGAGGGGCAGAAGCUGAGGAUCCCAGUGGAGGGGAAUUCACCCGUCCUGCAACUGACGGCAUCCCCGGGAGGUGGGGGCAGGGCGAGCGCACCGAUGCCGGAGCGCUCCAACACUUGCAUGGAGUGCGGCAAGAGCUUCAGCCGUCGCUCCAAUCUGGUGAAGCACCAGAUCAUCCACACUGGCGAGAAGCCCUUCUCGUGUGGGGAGUGUGGACGCAGCUUCACCCAGAGCUCGGCCCUUACCAAGCACCAGCGCACCCACACCGGGGAACGCCCCUAUGUCUGCGGGGAGUGCGGCAAGGCCUUCACCGCCAGCUCCAACCUGCUGCAGCACCAGCGUUUCCACACUGGGGAGCGCCCCUAUGUCUGCGGCGAGUGCGGCAAGGCUUUCAGCCAGAGCUCCAAUUACAAUCUGCACCGGCGCACGCACACCGGCGUCACCCCCUACCAGUGCGGCGUCUGUGGCAAGCGCUUUACCGGCAGCUCCUGUCUGGCUCGCCACCGGCGCACCCACACCGGCGAAAAGCCCUACCAGUGCUCCGAGUGCGGCAAGCGCUUUUCUGGCAGCUCCACCCUGGUCAACCACCGGCGCACCCACACCGGCGAAAAGCCCUACGGCUGUGCGGAGUGUGGCAAGGCCUUCACCCACCAUUCCAACCUGGUGGACCACUGGCGUGUCCACACUGGCGAGAAGCCCUACAUCUGUGCUGAGUGCGGCAAGAGCUUCCGGCUCAGCUCCCACAUCAUCCGACACCGGCGCACCCACGCCAAUGCCAGCUCUGCCAGUGCCAACGGGGCUGACCGCUUGUACAUCUGCAGCCAGUGUGGCAAGGGCUUCCAGGUCGGACCCAGCCACCUGCAGCAGCAAGCCCACCAGGAAGAGGGACCCUAUAGCUGUACUGAGUGCGGCAAUAGCUGCUGGACGUAGAGGGGCGGAGCCUGUUGCAGGGGCAGGGCUCGGCACGUCUCCCCUGCCACUCCAAGCACUUUGUACACCCACAGGUUGUGGGAUCAGUUCCUGUGGGAGG
Gopherus flavomarginatus (Mexican gopher tortoise) is the source of this 1581-nucleotide messenger RNA. RefSeq names its product zinc finger protein 771-like. The coding region runs from base 51 to 1481 and encodes 476 amino acids. The transcript is spliced from 5 exons. Gene Ontology annotation, biological process: negative regulation of transcription by RNA polymerase II. The record is from RefSeq and is a predicted model, not a curated record. Gene Ontology annotation, molecular function: DNA-binding transcription repressor activity, RNA polymerase II-specific. Lineage: Eukaryota; Metazoa; Chordata; Testudines; Testudinidae.